This is a messenger RNA of Menidia menidia (Atlantic silverside), 6066 nucleotides long. Lineage: Eukaryota; Metazoa; Chordata; Actinopteri; Atheriniformes; Atherinopsidae. The record is from the annotation of a GenBank genome assembly.
CUGGAGUCAGGGGCCCCCACAGGCCUGGAGUCAGGGGCCCCCACAGGCCUGGAGUCAGGGGCCCCCACAGGCCUGGAGUCAGGGGCCUUGUUGGGGCUCGGGCCCUGGAGCCGGGUUCCUCCCGGUGUAGUGAUGGCUGUUUGUGUGUGUGCAGGGCAGUGCAAACCGGGCAGCCACUCGCUGAACGGGCUGGAGAUCUGCGAGUCCUGCCCGCUGGGCCAUUUCCAGCCGGCCUUCGGGGCCCGAGAGUGCCUGCUCUGCCCGGGGGAGACCUCCACCGUCACCAGGGGCGCCGUGGACCCGGCCGAGUGCGGAGUCCCGUGCGCGGCGGGCCACUUUUCCCGCACCGGGCUGGUGCCCUGCUACCCGUGCCCCCGGGACUAUUACCAGCCCGAGCACGGCCGCUCCUACUGCCUGUCCUGCCCCUUCUACGGGACCACCACCGUCACCGGGGCCACCUCCAUCCAGCACUGCUCCAGUAGCUUCCUCCCAAAGGAGGAGAGCGUGACGGCGGCCCCGGAGGUGGAGGUCAGCCAGGACUACCAGGCCAGCAGCCAGGUUUUCCACGAGUGCUUCCUGAACCCGUGCCAGAAUAAAGGGACGUGUGAGGAGGUGGGGGCCGGGUACGUCUGCACCUGUGCAGCCGGGUUCACAGGAGCCAAAUGUGAGGUGGACAUAAACGAGUGUGACUCCGCCCCCUGCCAGAACGGCGGCCUGUGCCAGGACGGGAUGGGCAGCUUCCAGUGCCAGUGCCAGCCGGGCUUUCUGGGCGGGCGGCUUCGGCUGUGCCUGUGCCCCCGGGUUCUCGGGUCCUCGCUGCCAGGUCGACUCAGACGAGUGCCUCAGCGCGCCCUGCCUCCACGGGGGGUCCUGCCGGGACGGGGUCAACAGCUUCAGCCUUUCCUGACUUGUUUCUGGUUCCCGUCUCCUGCAGAGAUGUCUUCCGCCUUCAACCUGGACUUCGAGGUGUCCGGUAUCCACGGUUACGUGAUGAUGGACGGCGCCAUGCCGGCGCUCACGGAGAUCACCUGCACCUUCUGGAUGCGGUCGUUGGACACCACGAACUACGGCACGCCGCUCUGGGUGCUGUACGUUAACGGUAAGGAGCGGAUCACGGACUGCCCGGCGGUGAACACGGGCCAGUGGCAGCACAUCGGCGUGUCCUGGCGCAGCUGGGACGGGGACUGGAGGAUCUUCAUCAACGGGAAGCCCUCGGACGGCGGCAAGGGCCUGUCGGUGGGCACCACCAUCCCAGAGAUGUCUUCCGCCUUCAACCUGGACUUCGAGGUGUCCGGUAUCCAUGGUUACGUGAUGAUGGACGGCGCCAUGCCGGCGCUCACGGAGAUCACCUGCACCUUCUGGAUGCGGUCGUCGGACACCACGAACUACGGCACGCCGCUCUGGGUGCUGUACGUUAACGGUAAGGAGCGGAUCACGGACUGCCCGGCGGUGAACACGGGCCAGUGGCAGCACAUCGGCGUGUCCUGGCGCAGCUGGGACGGGGACUGGAGGAUCUUCAUCAACGGGAAGCCCUCGGACGGCGGCAAGGGCCUGUCGCAGCGGCUCCCCCACCAGGUAGAAGCCCGGGUCGCAGGACAGCUGCACCUGGGCGCCGGGGCCCACCUCCACGGAGGAAACGUGCAGGUGGGGCGCCGCGUCCUGCAGCCGCGGGCAGUCUGCGCAACAGAGAGCCCCGGUUACCAACGGUUACGCUCGGUUAACCCCUGGUUACCCCUGAAGAUGCUGCUGAGGUUGACGCGGACUCGGCCCACCACCCCGCUCAGGAAGUCGGGCCAGGCCAGGACGUUUCCCCGCCUUUUCCUUUACCUGCUGUGGUGUGAGGACCCGGUCCCAGAUGUUGAGCUGGCUGAUGGACCCCACAAAGGACUCCACCGGGUUGAAGCCCUCGCCCCUCUUGUCCUGCUCCUGACCCAGGACCAGCGCCCCCCCGCCUGCGGGCACACGGAGGUUUACCAUAUCAAAGUCCUGGCCAGCAGCUGCCCGUCCUCCCAUGUGACCCACCGAGGAAACGUCCUGGCCUGGCCCGACUUCCUGAGCGGGGUGGUGGGCCGAGUCCGCGUCAACCUCAGCAGCAUCUUCUGCGCCGACUGCCCGCGGCUGCAGGACGCGGCGCCCCACCUGCACGUUUCCUCGGUGGAGGUGGGCCCCGGCGCCCAGGUGCAGCUGUCCUGCGACCCGGGCUUCUACCUGGUGGGGGAGCCGCUGCUGCAGUGCCAGAACAAAGGGGAGUGGAGCCACCCCAAUGGACUCUUCCGGGGUGAGGACUUCCAGGCCGGGGGCUCGGUGGAGUACGAGUGUGAUGCCGGCUUCUACCUGCUGGGCGACGCCCGGCUGCUCUGCGGAAACAGCGGCCAGUGGGGGGGGCACCCCCCCGCCUGCCUGGAUGUGGACGAGUGCGCGCUGGGGUCCGACUGCGACCCUCACGCCCGAUGUCAGAACACCGAGGGCUCCUACUCCUGCUCCUGCACCCCCCCCUACACCGGAGACGGCAAAAACUGCACAGAGCCGGUGCGGUGCCCGGACCCCGGCGCCCCUGAGUUCGGGCACCGGGCGGGCAGCAGCUUCCUGGUGGGCGGCGAGGUGGCGUUCGGCUGCGAGGUCAGAGGUCGCUACACCUUCUCCAGCCGGGUGACCUACGCCUGUAACGCGGGUUACCAGCUUCUGGGCCGGGCGGAGCGUGAGUGUCAGGCGAACCGUCAGUGGUCCGCGGCGCCCAGCUGCAAGGACGGCCGCUGGGAGCCGGGCCGGGCGCCGGGCCGGGCGCCAUUUUGCUCGCCGGCGCGCUGCCCGGAGCCGCCGCUGGAGGCGCGGCGCCUGGUUCUGCGGGCGCUGGACGCCGCGGCGGGCACGGUGGAGCUGAGCUGCGAGGAGGGCUUCGUGCUGCGCGGCGCCCGCUUCCUGCGCUGCACGCCGUCCCGCGAGUGGAACGCCACUUUCCCCGAGUGCCGCCCGGCGCUCUGCGGGCCGCCGCCGGAGGUGGCGUUCGCCACGGCGGUCGCCGCGGACGACGCCGCAACGCCCGACGCCGAUUCCGAUUCCCACGGCUCGCCGGCGUUCCCCGUGGGCGCCACGGUGACCUACGCCUGCAUGAGCGGCUUCUCCCUGCGCCCGGGCGCCGCGGCGACGGCGUCCUGCAUGGCGAGCGGCGCCUGGAGCUCGCCGCUGCCCGAGUGCGCGGCGGCCGAAUGCCCGCAGCCCGCGGAGGUGGCCGACGGCGUGGUGGACGUCCAGGGCCUCGCCUACCUGAGCCGGGCGCAGUACAGCUGCCGGCCCGGGUUCCGGUUGCUAGGCAACGCCACCAUGCUGUGCGGCGAGCGCGGGCAGUGGCUGGGCGCCGCGCCGACCUGCCGGCCCGUGGAGUGCCCGCCGCCCGCCGAAAUCCCCGCCGGAUCGGUCGCCUACACCAAGCUCCAGUUCGGCCACAGCGCCACCUACUCCUGUCGCCGCGGUUACCGUCUCCAGGGGGCGGGGACUGUGAGUUGCCGGGCCGACGGCGAGUGGGACGGCGCCCCGCCCGCCUGCCUGCCCAUCUCCUGCCCGCCGCCGCGGCCGCUGGCGAGCGGCUUCGUGGAGGGCCGGGACCACGGGUUCGGCGCCACCAUCUUCUACAGCUGUUUCCCCGGUUACCAGCUGGCGGGCGCCGACCACUUGACCUGCGAGGAGGCAGGCUGGUCGGGCGCCGCCCCCGCGUGCGUGCGCUCCGACUGCGGGCUGCCGCCGCACAUCGACUUCGGCGACUACCGGCGGGUGUCUGAGUCAACGGAUGGCGCCCGGCAGAAUGGCGCCCUGAUGGAUGGCGCCCGACAGGAUGGCGCCCAGAUGGAUGGCGCCUGGAAGAAUGGUGACCGGCUUGAUGGCGCCUGGCCAGAAGGCGGCCGUCCUGAUGGCGUCCAGCAGAAUGGCGCCUGGCAGAAUGGCGCCCAGACGGAUGGCGCCCGGAAGGAUGGCGCCCGUCCUGAUGGCGUCCAGCAGGAUGGCGCCCGGAUGGAUGGCGUCCAGCCGGAUGGCGUCCAGCAGGAUGGCGUCCAGCCGGAUGGCGUCCAGCCGGACCUGAGCUUCCUCCACGGGUCCCUGAUCGAGUACCGCUGUCACCGUGGUUACGAGCUGACCCGCCCCACCCUGCUGGCGUGCCAGGAGGACGGCGCCUGGAACGGGACGGCGCCGGCCUGCGUCCCCGUGGCGUGCGAGCCGCCGCCGCGCCCGGCGCACGGCGGGCUGAACCUGACCGCCAUCCCGCCGGUUGCCGUGGCGACCUACUGGUGCGAGGACGGCUACGAGCUGAACGGCGAGCGGGAGCGGCGCUGCGUUGCCGGGCGCCGCUGGUCGGGCGCCGCCCCCGUCUGCCGGCCCCGGGACUGCGGCGACCCGGGCGCCGUCGGCAACGCCACGGCAACCGGCGGGGACUUCUCCUACCCGGGCGCGGUGCACUACGAGUGCCACGCCGGCUUCGUCCUGCGGGGCGCCGACACCAUCGGUUGCCAGGCCGACGGGCGCUGGAGCGGCCCGCCGCCGCGCUGUGACAUCAUCAGCUGCGACCCGCCCGCCGACAUCAGCCACGGGUUCGUGAACGGGUCCAGCUUCGCCGUGGGCGCCGCCGUGGAGUACGUCUGUUUCCAGGGUUACCGGGUGUCCGGCGACCCCGUGCUGCGCUGCACGCCGUCGGGCGCCUGGGCGGGCGCCGUGCCGACCUGCGAGCCCUGCGUCUGCACGCCGCCGCUGCUGAGGCACGGCGCCGUGCUGGCCGGCGGCGAGCUGGGCGGCCAUCUUGGAGGUGGCGAGCUGGGUGGCGUGCUGGGUGGCGGUGGCGAGUUGACCGAUGGCGUGCUGGGUGGCGGUGGCGUGCUGAGAGGUGUUGAGCGUGGCGGCGUGCUGGGUGGUGGCGAGCUGGGCGGCCAUCUUGGCGGUGGCUUGCUGGGGGGCGAUGGCGUGCUGGGCGGCCAUCUUGGAGGUGGCAAGCUGGGUGGCGGCGAACGUGGCAGUGUGCCGGGCGAUGGCAAGCUGGAUGGCGAUGGCGACCUGGGCGGCCAUCUUGGCGGCGGCCAUCCUGGCGGUGGCGUGCUUGGCGGCCAUCUUGGAGGUGGCGAGCUGCCCUGCGGGACGGCGCUCCGUUUCCGCUGUGAUGAUGGCUUCCGGUUGCUGGGCCCCGCCCACUCCGUGUGCGGGGCGGGGGGGCUGUGGGCGCCGGGCGUGCCUCUGUGCGCCCGCGGUCGCUGUGGCGACGCCCCCCCGCCCGCCGUUGCCAACGGCGUCCUGCAGGGCGGCGCCAUUGGCGGCGGCGGGCUGCUGUACCGCUGCCGGCCCGGGUUCCGGCCCAGAGGCUCGCCGCUGGUGGCGUGCGGCCGCGACGGGCGGUGGGCGGAGCCUCGCCUCAGCUGCGAGGCGGCGAGCUGCGGACGCCCGCCGGAGGUGGCCAACGCCACGGCAACCGGGGACGCCUUCACCUUCCCCAACCAGGUCACCUACAGGUGUGAUGAUGGGUACGAGCUGGCCACGCCCUCCUCCUCCUUAUCCUGUCAGAGUGAUGGGACCUGGUCCCGGCUCACCGUGGCGUGCCGACCGGCGCCAUGCCGCCUCCCGAACGCCACCGACCCCCGAGUGGUGGUCAGCGGGGGGGGGCUGACCCCGGUGGGGGGGGCCCUGACCCCGGUGGGGGGGGCCCUGACCCCGGUGGGGGGCAGGGUGGCCCUUUCCUGCCCGCCGGGAUUCUCCCUGAAGGGCCCGGCGCUCGCCGACAUCUCCUCGGCCUCCUGCGUGGCGGCGGGGUGUGAUAAGCCCCGCCCCCUCCUCCACGGCCUGAUGGAGGGAGACCGCUUCGGCUUUGGAGACGCCGUCCGGUUCUCCUGCCUGCCCGGAUUCCUGCUGAAGGGAGACUCCACCCAGACCUGCCAGGAAGACAAAACCUGGAGUGGCACGCGGCCGGUGUGCGUCGAGGCCGGAGGCUGCCAGGCCCCCCCCCUGCUGAUGCACGGGAGCGUGCACGAGCACAGCCUGAGUACGGGCCGCGCCCUGGAGUUCCAUCAUAUGAAACUGGAUCCAAACGUCUAA